GUCGCUCGCUGGUGGACGUUCCGGUCAGGUCGGUGUGCCCUGCUCGAGAGUGGAUAUGGAGUGGACCAACCUGUGGAACUUUUUGGUGACACUGUGCCGGCUGGUGUGUGGCACCGUUUCAUUCUUCGUACGCCACCGGUUACAACGCCACUGGCCACCGCCCCUCCGGCCGCUGGUGACCGUGAGACAGGGUAAGGUACGGGGCGUUACCUCGACCCUGCCCAACGGCGGCCGUUACCACGGCUUCAAAGGCAUCCCGUACGCAACGGCCCCGAUCGGUGAGUUGCGGUUCCGGGCUCCGGUUCCGCUCGAGAGCUUCCGGACCCCGGUCGUAGACUGUGGCAUCGAGCGCAGCGACUGCGUGCAGCUCGAUUUCUUCUCCGGCAUCGUGUUCGGUGCCGAAAGUGGCCUGUAUCUGAACGUCUACACGCCUCAGCUUCCCGAUAGCGAGCGCGAGUGCCACCCGCUGCCCGUUAUGGUGUUUCUGCACGGUGGCGGGUUCGCUUGCGGCACUGGUAGCAGCUUCUUCUACACCCCGGAGUCACUGCUGCAGCGUGGCGUACUCGUGGUUACGCUCAACUACCGUCUAGGGCCGUUCGGGUUUCUCCACCUACCGGACGCCGGCAUCGAGGGUAACGCCGGGCUGAAAGAUCAGUUGAUGGCGCUUCGCUGGGUGCAGGAAAAUAUCUCUCAGUUCGGGGGCGAUCCACACUGCGUCACACUGUUCGGGGAAAGUGCUGGCAGCUUCUCGUCUUAUCUGCACCUGCUUUCGCCCAACUCACGAAAAUACUUCCACCGCGUGAUCUGCCAAAGCGGAGUCGUCUGCUCGAAUGCCUUCAUGCAGCAGGACGGUGUGCAGAUGGCGUUAAACUUGGCGCGCUACUUCGGCUACGUUGGGACCAGCCAGCAUGGAGCACUCGAAACGCUGCUGAAGGUGCCGGCCAAACUGCUCGCGAGACAUCAACGGAAGGCACUCGGCAACGGGAAUAAGAGCCACGAUCUGGUGUUCGUCUUCCUACCGGUCGUGGAACGCACGCUGACGCAGGACAGCAUCAUAACGGAGGAACCGGAGCGAAUACUAAAGACCUACGAUGCCCUGCGCUUGCCCCUGCUCGAGGGCUGCAACGACGCCGAGGGUAUCCUGGGGCUGCACAUCAUGCGCAACCGGCCCAACGGAAUCGCCCAGCUACCGUACCGUUUCGCGGACAAGAUGUUCCACCGCCUGCCGCCAGCGCAACGGUUGGCGAUUGGCGACAAGAUCAAGCGGUUCUACUUUGCAGAUCAACCAGCAGUCAAGUGGAGCACGGAUCAGUUGAAGCAUCUGCUGUCGGACACGAUAUUCAUGACCGAUUCCAGCGUCAACGCCGAGUGGCUGGCCAAGUACCAGCCAAACAUGGCCCACUACCAUUACCGCUUCACGUACGACGGGAGGUUCAGUUUGUUGAAACGGCUGUUCCGCAACAGCACGAUCGCUGGCGCCUGCCACGGGGACGACGUGUUUUAUGUGUUCAACUCCCGCUGUUUGCCAAGUCUACCGCCGAACUGCGACGAGCAUCGAGUGCGGGACAACCUGGUGGCCCUCUGGACCAGCUUCGCCCGGCACGGUGACCCAUCGCGCGACGUGCUGGACAUCCCGUGGGAACCGGUGCGUAAAGUGUCCGCGAACGCCCCGGAUUUCCAACUGGACUGCCUUGAGAUUAAUGUACGGCCGGCGAUGGUGACUGAUCCGUGCAGAGAGCGCCGACUCUUUUGGCGCACUUUGUUCGAGGAAAACCUGAAGGGAUAUUUUUGA
Anopheles cruzii is the source of this 1792-nucleotide messenger RNA. Its product is annotated as esterase B1-like. NCBI's taxonomy places the organism in Eukaryota, Metazoa, Arthropoda, Insecta, Diptera, Culicidae. Gene Ontology annotation, molecular function: hydrolase activity. Bases 56 to 1792 code for a protein of 578 amino acids. The transcript is spliced from 5 exons. The record is from RefSeq and is a predicted model, not a curated record.